Messenger RNA from Solanum stenotomum, 669 nucleotides. RefSeq lists its product as uncharacterized. The record is from RefSeq and is a predicted model, not a curated record. Lineage: Eukaryota; Viridiplantae; Streptophyta; Magnoliopsida; Solanales; Solanaceae. Gene Ontology annotation, molecular function: zinc ion binding; nucleic acid binding. Bases 1 to 669 code for a protein of 222 amino acids. The transcript is spliced from 3 exons.
AUGAAUACGAGGGCUAAUCGAAGGAGAGCGGAAGAAGGGGUAGUUGAUGAGGGAGUUCCUCUCCAAGGCUCAAGAAUUGGAGAAGAUCCCCAAGGAUUCUUUGAUGAGAUUUACAAAAUUGUGGAUGCUAUGGGAGUAUCUUUUAGAGAGAAAGCGGAAUUUGCUUCAUACCAAUUGAAGGAGGUGGCCCAAAUUUGGUACACUCAAUGGAAGGCAAAUAGGUCAGAGGAAGCGGGUCCUAUAGAGUGGGAGGAGUUUAAGGAAGCAUUCUUGGAGUCUAAGAUGACUAGGGUGAGGAAAGAUUUAAAAAGGAGUAGGUAUGAGGAUCAAGGACAACCUAGGUUUAAGAAGAGGGCUCCAAAUCAAGAUUUCUCAAGUGCUCCUAAGGUUAACCAUGAAGGAGGUGGUGGUUCUCAAAUUGCUAAGCCUACUUGUUCCACUUGUGGAAAGAAGCAUUUUGGGAAGUGUCUAUCCGGCACUAGUGGUUGCUAUGGCUGUGGGAAAAAUGAUCACAAGGUGAGAGAUUGUCCUUAUAAUGUGUCUAAAGGAAGGAAUGCUAGGCAAACUCCUUAUAGUGGUCCUAGUGUUGAUGGUCAAGCAAGGAAUCGUUUCUAUGCUCUCCAAGCUAACAAGGAAGCAAAUCCGGAUGAAGGUGCCGAUAAGUCAUAG